CAGGCCAGAAACUUUUUCCUUCAAUCAGGGCUGCCCCCGCCCAUCCUGGCCCAAAUCUGGGCUCUGGCUGAUAUGAACAGCGAUGGCCGUAUGGAUAUCCACGAGUUCUCCAUCGCCAUGAAACUCAUCAAGCUCAAACUCCAGGGUCACCCUCUACCCCCAACCCUUCCCCCCAGUAUGAAACAACCUCCGCUGCCUUUACCCCCGCCGACUGGCUUUGGCAUGCCCCCCAUAGCCUCCAUCCCAGCUCCCAUCCCAGCUCCUCUGCCAGUCGUGCCUCCUCUCCCCCUGCCUCCUCUUCCUGUUGGAGUGUCCCCCCCACUCGUCUCAUCUGUGCCCCCUCCCCUUCCGCAGCCCAUCGCCAACGGAGCUCCUCCCACAGCCAUGAUGCCACCCAUCUCAGGCUUCCCUCACCCAGCUCCUCCUGUGAACAAAACGGCUUCGUUUAAUCGUUCCAGCACCAAGCUGCAGAAAGGCUCAUCAUUUGAUGCUGCUGGGUCUCAGCCUCCACCUGAUUGGGCAGUUCCUCAGUCAUCCAGACUGAAGUACAGACAACUUUUUAACUCCCAUGACAAGAUGAUGAGUGGAUACCUCACUGGACCUCAGGCUCGCACUAUCCUGAUGCAGUCCAGUCUUCCUCAGAGUCAGCUGGCUGCUAUAUGGAAUUUAUCAGACAUUGACCAGGAUGGAAAGCUAACAGCUGAGGAGUUUAUCUUGGCUAUGCACCUCAUAGAUAUGGCGAUGUCAGGGUUACCGCUGCCUCCAGUGUUACCACCAGAUUACCUCCCACCAACGUUCAGGCGUGUGCGAAGCGACAGUGUUCAGUCAGACCAGAGGAGUGUCCAGGAGGAGAUCGAGGAGGAGACAGAGAGCAGCCAGGAGAAGAAAUUACCAGUGACGUUUGAGGAUAAGAAGAGGGAAAACUUUGAGCGAGGAAACCUGGAGUUGGAGAAAAGACGUCAGGCUCUUCAGGAGCAGCAGAGAAAAGAGCAGGAGAGGCUGGCUGCUGUGGAGAGAGAGGAACAGGAGAGAAAGGAGCGCGAGCGUCUGGAGCAGGAAAGAAGGCGGCAGCAUGAGCUGGAGAAACAACUGGAGAAACAGAGAGAGCUGGAGAGGCAACGAGAAGAGGAGAGGCGCAAGGAGAUAGAAAGGAGAGAGGCUGCUAAGAGAGAAUUAGAGCGCCAGCGUCAGUUGGAGUGGGAGAGGCAGCGUCGCCAGGAGCUUCUGACUCAGAGAAACAGAGAGCAAGAAAGUAUCGUUCUGCUCAAAGCCAGAAAGAAAACCUUGGAGUUUGAACUGGAAGCUCUGAAUGACAAGAAGAACCAGCUGGAGGGCAAACUGAAGGAUGUUCGGUUCCGUCUGUCGGCUCAGCGGAGAGAGAUGGAGCAGACCAAUCAGACCAGAGAAACACGCAUAGCUGAGAUCACACAGCUCCAGCAGCAGCUGCAGGAGUCCCAACAAUGGCUGGGGAGGCUAAUUCCUGAUAAACAGAAUCUGAAUGAUCAGUUAAAACAGGUUCAGCAAAGCAGUCAGCACCGCGACAGCUUGUCUUCGCUGCAGAAGGCCGUUGAGCAGAAAGAGAGCAGCAGACAGCAGCUCAGAGAGCAGCUCGAUGCUGUGGAACGAGAAACAAGAGCUAAACUGCUGGAAAUAGACGCCUUCAACACACAGCUAAAGGAGCUGCGGGAGAUCCACAGCCGGCAACAGAGACAGAAACAGAAGCAGCUGGAGGGCGACAUGCACACACAGACACAUGCACUCUCUCACAUGCAAACGUUGACUGAGAGGAAGUCCGCCGAGCUGCAGGAGAGCGGGUUGUUGUCAAAUGAACCAGGAGCAUCCGUGGCUAAAGCCCCCAGUCCCGCCUACAUUUCUGCAUCCCAUGCCUGGCUGAACAGAGUGACCCAGGAAGAGGAGGAGAGGAAGAGAAGAGGGAUGGAGGAGGAGGAGGAGGGAAGAACGGGAGCUAGGUCUAUAGAAGAGAAGGAGGAUAAGAGCAAAGGCAAGAAGGACAUGCAGGAUAAACUGAACAAGUUGUUCAGUCAGCCAACUGACCCCUGGGCUUCAGCAGUGGAGAAGGCUCCAGGCCCCAGUCUGUUUGACCAGAAAGCAUCAACAAGUAGUUUCGAUCAGCAGCAACAGCAGCCAGUAAAGGUGGUCUACUACAGGGCUCUGUAUCCAUUCGAUGCUCGUAGUCACGAUGAGAUCAGCAUCCAACCUGGAGAUGUCAUCAUGGUUGAUGAGUCCCAAACAGGUGAACCCGGGUGGCUCGGUGGGGAGCUCAGAGGCAGGACCGGUUGGUUUCCAGCCAAUUAUGCAGAGAGGAUACCUGACAGUGAAGCGCCAAUCAGCCUACAUUCCACAUCCUCAGCCACGCCCCCUUCAGCCCAGCAGCCCAUAGCCACGCCCCCUCCAGCUCCCGGACACAGCUCCGCUUCCACAUCGUCUGCCAACAGUAACUGGGCUGACUUCAGCACAACUUGGCCCUCGAACACAACCAGCCAGUCUGACAGUGAGGGAUGGGAUGCAUGGCCAACCUCCUCAGCCAAUCAGAAUCCAUCUCUCAGUGUUCCUUCUGCCCAGCUACGGCAGCGCUCUGCAUUCACGCCAGCUACCAUGACCACAGGCUCCUCCCCCUCUCCUGUGCUGGGACAGGGAGAAAAGGUUGAAGGCCUUCAGGCUCAGGCGCUGUAUCCCUGGAGAGCUAAGAAGGAAAACCACCUCAACUUUAACAAAAAUGAGAUCAUAACAGUUCUGGAGCAGCAGGACAUGUGGUGGUUGGGGGAACUUCAGAACGGACAGAGAGGCUGGUUCCCCAAAAGUUACGUCAAGCUCAUCUCAGCCAACAUGACAGUCCCUACAGGUGCCAUAACACGCACCAAAAACACCAGUGAACCUGGAUUAUCAGAAAGCCCCCCCAAUGGAAAACGACCCUCAUCUUCUCCAACAAAACCAUCUGAGACUGGAGAUGAGUAUAUUGCCAUGUACACCUAUGAGAGUACUGAACAGGGGGACCUGAGUUUCCAGCAAGGAGACAUCGUCAUGGUGACUAGGAAAGAGGGGGACUGGUGGACAGGUGUUGUUGGGGGGAAGACUGGAGUCUUUCCAUCCAACUACGUUAAACCACGUGACUCAUCAUUAGAGUCACUGGGACCUGCAGGCAAAACAGGCAGUCUGGGGAAGAAACCAGAGAUUGCUCAGGUGAUCGCUGCCUACACAGCCACAGGAGCAGAGCAGCUGACGUUAGCUCCAGGACAGCUCAUUCUCAUCAGGAAGAAGAACCCUGGAGGCUGGUGGGAGGGAGAGCUCCAGGCUCGAGGGAAAAAGCGCCAGAUUGGUUGGUUUCCAGCUAAUUACGUAAAGCUGCUGAGUCCGAACACCAGCAAGACGACACCCACAGAACCCACCCCUCCAAAACUGACUCCUGCCAGCAUAGGGUGCGCCGACCUCCACCUGCUGGACAUGUUGAGUCCGAUGGAGAGGAAGAGGCAGGGCUACAUCCACGAGCUGAUCGUCACCGAGGAGAACUACGUCAACGAUCUGCAGCUCGUCACCGAGAUCUUCCACAAGCCUCUGCUGGACUGUGAGCUGCUGACGGAGAAGGAAGUGGCCAUGAUCUUCGUCAACUGGAAGGAGCUCAUCAUGUGCAACAUCAAACUGCUCAAGGCUCUCCGGGUGAGGAAGAAGAUGUCGGGCGAUCGGAUGCCUGUAAAGAUGAUCGGCGACAUCCUGACCAACCAGCUGCCCCACAUGCAGCCGUACAUCAGGUUCUGCUCGUGUCAGCUGAACGGCGCCACGCUGAUUCAACAGAAAACCGAUGACAACCCCGAGAUCAAAGACUUCCUCAAGAGGCUGGCCAUGGAUCCCAGGUGUAAAGGAAUGCCUCUGUCCAGUUACCUCCUUAAACCCAUGCAGAGAGUCACCCGCUACCCCCUCAUCAUCAAAAACAUCUUAGAGAACACUCCAGAGGCUCAUCCUGAUCACAGCCACCUGAAAGCUGCUCUGGAGAAGGCAGAGGAGCUGUGCUCACAGGUGAACGAGGGCGUCAGGGAGAAGGAGAACUCUGAUCGCCUGGAGUGGAUCCAGGCUCAUGUUCAGUGUGAGGGACUCUCAGAGCAAUUGGUGUUUAAUUCGGUUACCAACUGUCUGGGUCCCAGGAAGUUCCUCCACAGCGGGAAGCUGUUUAAAGCAAAAAGCAGCAAAGAGCUCUAUGGCUUCCUGUUCAACGACUUCCUCCUACUCACACAGGUCAGUCUGAGACCCAGAGGUCAGUCAGAAGACCACAGGUCAGUCUGA
Nematolebias whitei (Rio pearlfish) is the source of this 4296-nucleotide messenger RNA. RefSeq names its product intersectin-1. Lineage: Eukaryota; Metazoa; Chordata; Actinopteri; Cyprinodontiformes; Rivulidae. Gene Ontology annotation, molecular function: calcium ion binding; protein binding; guanyl-nucleotide exchange factor activity. The record is from RefSeq and is a predicted model, not a curated record. Gene Ontology annotation, biological process: positive regulation of Rho protein signal transduction; intracellular signal transduction.